AUGCCGAAUUUUGUGAAAGAGUUCUGGGGUCGACUCAUGUGGAAAUGUCAUUGUCUAGUAGGUGGAAAAUUCUCAAUACAGAGUAGGGAAAAUGGAGAGAUGCCUUGGCAAAAGCGGGGGACAACCAUAGAAGCGGGGAAAAUCUUAAUUAUGCAAGUACAAAUGUGGUUUGGUGUUAUAGGCCAAGGCAAAAAAGUUUUCAACCAUGACCAAUGUUGGGAGGUGGUGAAGAAUUGUCAAAGAUUCCAAAUUAUUCCAACGGGUCCAACCGUUGUGUUGACCGAGACGCCACUCCACAAUUCACCGGCAUCAUAUUCCCUUAUAGAUUCCCCGAUGUGUCAAGACUCACCCAUCGAAAAGGAGCUGAGGCCUAUUGGGAGAAAGGCGGCGAAGGCGAAGAGAGGGAGUAAUUCUAGCAAUAAUAUAUCUAAAUUUUUGGAGGAAAUUGCAAGGCAACGCGCCAUGAGAAUUGAAAUAGACUUGAAAGCCCAAGAAGACGAGAGGGCAAUUCAAGUAGAAUAUGCAAAAGAAAGGGAAUAUGCAUACCAAGAAAGGGAGUAUGCAAGCGAAGAAAAUAUUGAGAAGAAUGAUCGGGAAACCAUGGCCAUGAAUACAAGCCAUAUGUCUCUUGAAACAAAACAAUUUUGGAAGCUAGAAUGA
Prunus armeniaca (apricot) is the source of this 660-nucleotide messenger RNA. NCBI's taxonomy places the organism in Eukaryota, Viridiplantae, Streptophyta, Magnoliopsida, Rosales, Rosaceae. The record is from the annotation of a GenBank genome assembly.